This is a messenger RNA of Botrytis deweyae, 2280 nucleotides long. RefSeq lists its product as uncharacterized. Bases 1 to 2280 code for a protein of 759 amino acids. Lineage: Eukaryota; Fungi; Ascomycota; Leotiomycetes; Helotiales; Sclerotiniaceae. The record is from RefSeq and is a predicted model, not a curated record. The transcript has 3 exons.
AUGGACGAAUCCAGAAAACUCGAACCCACAGCGGAAAAAACCGAGCCCUACCAUCGGGAGAUACAACUUGUCUUUCAAGAAUUUAUGGAGCGCGAUACAGAUUCUAAAGGCAGUAGCUAUGACUUAGCAGAUCAAGCAAGUCUACAAGAAUACAAUGUCGCCGUCGCAAAAUUGGAAGAUCGAAAACGUCGUGCUAAGGCCACUCUUCAUGAAGAUGUGCUUUUGGAAAUCGAUAACGCCUACAAGAAAAAUUUGCAAAAGUUGCAAGCACUGGAGGCAGAUUGUACCAAGGAGCGAGAAGAUUUGGAGAAAGAAUUGUUCAAGAAAAGUGGUAGAUCUUUCAAGAAACUUCAAGAAUUGCAUACUAAGAGACUUUUGCAAAGUCAAGAGUUCAGCGAAAGAGCCAAGGAAAUCUUGCAGAGAAUGUCGAAGAGCUUGAUACAAGAAAACAGUAUUUCCACAUUGGGUUCUGGUCUUGCGAUCUCUGCCACAGCCACUGGCGCCGCCAUCGAUAUCCCAUCUACUAGUUCCGCUAGUGAAUUGACGAUGCCUGUGAGUCGAACUGGGAGAGUGAUUCAGGAUCAAUCCAUUGUGGCUAGCCCAGAUGAUAAUCAACCACUUUUCAUGGAUUCUCCAGACUUUGAACCCAGAGUUCCUCCACCGAUGGGAGCUUCAUGGACUUCUUCUCCUAUGGCUGCAAGCCUUCAGGUCAGACCAUCUCCAAAUGAUGAUCACUCGAUUAAUCGUCAGAAGACUAAGGCCUUGUCAUCUACCUCGAUCAAGAGAGAAACAAGUCCUACAAUGAAUGAUGCAUCCUAUUUUCGAGACCCUUUGGACAUUCAUGUUCCAACACAAUCGCUGGGAAUGGCCUCUGACAAGCCUUAUGGUUCUCAUGCUCAGUCCUGGUUUCCCUCUGUGGAUACCGCAGGCCGAUAUAGUAGCCUUGGCAGGGAGAACGCAACAAUCCUUCAGAAUGGUUCUAUACCAUCAAUUUCAGUUUCUGCUAGACUUCAACCAGCUCAUGCGCUGAACUCUUUGGUCAACACCCCCACAUUGGACGUUCCCAGCUGCCCUCCUGCCUUUGAACAUAUCGCACGUCAAGGUUACUCGUCGUCACAAAUCAGUAGACCUCUCAUGAGCGCUCCCAAAAAGACACUGUCGAACGCUGAACUUCCCGAUGAUGUCUCGAGCAUGAGAAAGAAAAACCCCACGUAUCACCGCAAGGGACAACUGACCGCUCCCUUAAAGCGAAAGGCCUCUGACGCCAAUUUGAGCUAUCCUUACGAUAGUACAGAGAUCUCGAGGACUGGAGCCCCGACUCAAAUUCAGGAAAAUCAUGAUGAAGCAUAUAGAGUCCAAGAAGUACGCCCAAGUGCAACCAAUCCUUCAAGUGCCAGCGGUGCGAGUAGGAACUGGACUGGCCAAGCCCCCCAAUUUGGUCGGCAACAGGCUAUCAAGGAAGAGUCAACUUCAGAGGUGACCGGGGUAUCUCGAUCUAUGAAUGUAGAGCCAGCACACAUAUCAAGUCUCGUCCAUCAACCUAGUAAUGUAGAUGCAAUGCAAUCAAGGGUCUUGACUCCAAGAAAUAGUCAUGUAGGCUCCUCGCGAGGAGCAGUCGCUGGCGCUAGAACCUCCAGCCCAGAGCCGUUUCGACCAACAGCUAUUACUAACAAGACUGGCAUUGCAGAGGCUGAACUACACUUCGUUCUUUAUAUUCCUAUCCAGUAUAUUUCUUAUGAUGCUGGCGCCCCAUCUCGCUCCUACCCUGUUACCUGGGCUGGGACGAAAGGCAGGCUUAAUCCUGGGCGACAAUUCGGUUAUAACUAUAGCCUACAAGUGUUGCUCGCGAAAAAGGGAGUCUUACACCCCUUUGAUGGCGGUGAUAACAAAUCCUCAAAGUAUCCCGCGUUUGUAGUCGAUGGUUCUUGGAUUCUUGGAGGCUUCUACCACAGAGAGUCAGGCAACUGCAGAAUCGAGAUUUAUAGGCCGAGAUCGAAGAAGGAGUAUAAGGCGGAAGUCGAGGAAGGUUAUGACCGUGUCGAGAUCCAAAGCGCGAGGUUGAGAAUUGUAAUUGCCAAGGAAAGUGACCUUAAUAAUUUUGUUCAUUGCUAUAAAAAGUUGCACCCCAAUGCUGAAAUUCGUGCUGAUGAUCGCCUUGGCUCCCUCGAGGAUUUCCAUGACGAGAACGGUGAUUCCGAUCCGACAUUGAGAGAAGAAAUCGAGAUCAGAGCUCAAAGAUUGGCACUUGCCGCACCCGUUGCAGUCAUGACUUCGGCUUGA